This is a messenger RNA of Scaptodrosophila lebanonensis, 640 nucleotides long. RefSeq lists its product as uncharacterized. The record is from RefSeq and is a predicted model, not a curated record. Bases 58 to 465 code for a protein of 135 amino acids. NCBI's taxonomy places the organism in Eukaryota, Metazoa, Arthropoda, Insecta, Diptera, Drosophilidae. The transcript has a single exon.
CGCCUCGAGAGCGCAUGGGCUUUUUCGAAGGGAAAAAAAUCAAAUAAUUUAUAAAAAAUGCCUCUUCACAAGAAAGACGAUUAUAUACCAAUCAAGUGCGAGGGUUGGAACGGCAAGUUCCUAUACCCGGAAGGUGCAGUCAAUAAUGUAUCCAAAAUUCGGCGUCAAAAUCAAAAUGUGACGAAUACAAACAACUUCUACGGCUUCAAUACAGAGCCUAUUGUGCUCCCCACCACCUGGGACGGUACUUUUGCCAGGAGCGGUGAAACACGCAUGCAGCCUCAACGUAAUUGCUCCGACGAUCAAAACUAUUUCGACUACGACACUUCAACAACGGUUUUACCGCCUACAUGGAAUGGAGAGUUUGUUACCGAUUCAAAUGAUGUACGCAUCAAGCCGGAGCGCAAUUAUUCCGAUCCCCGAGAUUUUGCCGAGGCAAACCGUUUUAAGUUGGUCAAACAAUAGGAGCUGGGACCUGCUUCCUAACCGAGUUAUGCGUGCAUGCACAUGAGUUUGUUAUUAUUCAAAAUAAUUAUUUUCCGGUUUAUUAUUUUCACUAUUAUCCCUAAUUAACUCUUAGUUUUUGUAUUACGUGUAUUAAAAACAUUUAAUAAACGGAACACAAAUUUCAAAAGACAAA